GCCCCUUUGUGACAUCACAAUCAGCUGUUUGAACGCUCCAAUUUGUGCGGUGAGACGAGCAGCAACGGCUGCAGAAACUCAAAGCCCCGCGGGCGAACGCAGCAGCCGCUAGCGUCCACCCGCAGCCCUGGCACCUCCCCCAGCAACAGCCCCCGCGAUGCGGCUCGGCCUGUGAUAGAUAAGCCGCCAACCCCGGGACGCCUUGCAAGCACAACUACCUCAGAGCCAGCCACGUCCGCCGCGCGACCCCCGCCCCCAGGUUUCUGCAUUGCCGUAGAGCGCCCCCCUGAGGCUGCUUCACUCCCUCACCAUGUUCCAGCGCCUCACCAGCCUCUUCUUCAGCACACCCCCGCCUCCCGAGGACCCCGACUGCCCUCAAGCCUUCGUCUCCGAAGAGGAUGAAGUGGACGGCUGGCUCAUCAUUGAUCUGCCGGACAGCUACGCGGCUCCACCCAGCCCCGGGGCCGCCCCUGCCCCCGCGGGCCGCCCUCCGCCCGCGCCCUCCUUGAUGGACGAGAGCUGGUUUGUUACCCCUCCCGCCUGUUUCACUGCAGAGGGGCCCGGAUUCGGGCCCGCUCGCCUCCAAAGCAGCCCCCUGGAGGAUCUCCUCAUCGAGCACCCGAGCAUGUCCGUUUACGUCACCGGCAGCACCAUAGUGCUGGAGACUGGUCCCGCUUCCCCGCACCCCGAGGCUGCCCUGCCUGACCGCGACCUCAGCGAGGGGGAGUUGGCGCCCGCCCGUCGGGAGCCCCGGGCCCUGCGCCACGCCGCCGCCCCUCUGCCUCCGCGGGUUUCUCUGCUGGAGAAGGCGGGCCAGGCUCGGUGGCAACAGCGGGCUCGGCAGCGGGCGGAGCGCCACGCGCUGAGUGCCAAAGUGGUGCAGCGGCAGAACCGCGUCCGCGAGAGCCGUCCGCGCCGGCCCAAGCACCAGGGCAGCUUCGUCUACCAGCCGUGCCAGCGCCAGUUCAACUACUGAGCGUCUUCCAGCUGAGCCGCAAACCUCUCGCGGACUCCCGACCCCUGUCGGCCCCUCCGCCGCAGCCAGUGUGCUGCUCGAGCGGCGCUCGCAGCCCUACCGGGUCUGGACACCAUAGCCUCCCUCUUUUAAGUGUGAGGUCGUGUGGUGAUAGCCACCCUCCUCCACUCUCCCUCAAUUUCCCCAUCUCUGAUCCUCAAUCUGCUUCUGAACCCCACCCCCACCCCUCACCCUCCCUCUUUCUGGCCCCCAUAUCACAGCAUCUAAUCCUCCAUCUCUCCCUCCCCUGACACACUCCAUCCCUCUCUGGUCCCCUUCCCCAUCUUUGACCUGCCAUCCCCCUUUAUGCUUGUCCUCCAGUCCUCUAACCCUGGCCCACUCCUAUUUCUGAGUCUUCUAUCAGUCCCAGAUCUGGCACUUUCCCCACCAUAACUCCCUCCUUACAAGCCUCACCCUGUCUCAUGUUUGGCACUACACUCACUCCGCUUCCUGAUUAUUCAUUCCCAGUAAUUCCUUUCUAAAUGAAUUGGGAGCAGGGGGAGACUAAAUAAUUCUUCAGUCUCCCCCCUUCCCUCUCCCCGGGGCUGGGCUCUUUGGAGUUGCUUAGGCCUGGAAUGGUGAAGUAUGUGGAAGAGAACUGUGAUAUGUGUGUUAGAGGGAGAAGGUGAAGGGAAUCGCGGGGAAGAGGCAGCCUAUUGGAAAUACAGACAGGACAAGUAGAUUGAGAAGCUGUAGUAAGCAAGGAGUCAUGGGAGCUGGCAGUGUUUGCUCAGAGAUGCCAAGCCCUGCUCUCAGGUUGGACUCUGGAGUCUGCCCCCACUUUCCUUUCUUGUAAUCCCACCUCCCAAAUCUUCCUGAAAUUUACUCCUCUGCAGUCUCCUGAGUCUCAAGGGCUUAGUUAAGUACCUUGCCGUCCCACCCCCAAUAUGUCACCCCAGGAAUAGAGGCUGGGCAAGGCCCUUCCAUCCUGUCAAUCUGUUCACAUGCCCAAGGUGCUAGAACUAGCUUAGCAGAGUUGCAGGUCAGAGGGCUUCUAGGCAGAGGAAGUGUACACCCAAGUAAGAAUGCAGAGGAAUGAUACUUGGGAGCACAAGCUGUAGGGUGAAGCUAUCCCGAGACUGACACUCAGCCUUCAUCUUGCCUCUGACACUGUAUUUCAAACCCUGCCCAGGAAGGCUAAAAAACCGUGGGUAGGAGACCAAGAGCUCACUGUCCCAAUCCCCAAAUAAUCCCUAUCCAGGUUCAGGUUCCCCCAGGGCUCUCUUCCUUUUUAAAGGCUGCUGGGAAGAAAUGGGUGCCCUAUGGUUCCUCUCUCCUUUCAUCUACUAAGAACCUGGAUGAAGGAACACGAAUUCCUAGGUAGGACAUGGGACAGGCAGCCAGCUUUCUCCUCCUUGUGGUGGAACUGAAUUUUGGGCUCAGACACCAGCAGCAGCCUCUUGGGAUGCCCCAAGUUGCUUCCCUUUUCUUAUGUCCUUUUCUAGUGCGUGCUCUUUCUUCCUUGAAACUUAAGAUUUCCUGUUACAUACUCACAUAGGUCUGUCACUUUGCCCCCGUCCCAGGUUUUCAGGCCUUACAGCCAAGCUGAGGCUUGGAGAAAACUGCAAUCCCAUGAGGGCAAAGGCAGCUGCCCUCCCUGACCCUACAGCCCCAAGCCUCAUGUGGGAUGUAUGGGUAAGGGAGGGGUAGCCCCAUGGAUGCCAGGAUGGGGACAGAGGAAGCCCUGGUGGGUCUCCCAUCCAAAGGGGUAAACCAAGUCUAUACUAAAAAAGCAGAUCAAUGUCCCAAUGCCAGUCCACUAGGGCCCCAGUUGCUGACAACCUUGCUCCUCUCCCCAAGAUUUUCCUUCAUUUAUGACCUGGUCACUUCACAGCCAUCUUAGGGUCUUCAGAGCUUCUGCUGAAACUCUCCAACUCUUCCUGCCCACUCCUUUGCUACCAGCUGGGGCCUAGGCUGUCCUAGGCAGUGCCCAUCAUCCUUCUAGUGGGGGAAGAGUGAGUUAUAAGGCAUUUGGCUCAACUUUAAAAAGGUCCCUCCCUUCCUUGCCCACAUUUCUGGAGGCUCCUCUAGUUCUAAAACCCUCCAAUCUCAUCACCUGGCUGGUUGCAAUACUUGUUUUUUGUACUUUCCUAUAGAUUCUGUAGCAUUUGAGUGUGGCAAUAUUUUAAUUGUGUAUAGAUUUCUAAGAACCAACACUACUCAGUCUCCUGCUAGUCUGACUCCUGAAGCAUCAGACCUUAUCAUGCUGUAUUGACUGUGUAUGUGCCUUUCACCUUGAGCAUGCUUCAGGAUUUUUAUUUUUAAACCACAGAACUUGAAUACAUUAGGGAACCAGAAUUCACAAAGUCCUAUGCAACCUUAGACAGGAGGGGGUUAGAGAGUCUGUCUUGACUAAUGUUUUCCGAGACCCUAGAGAAGUUUGUGAGUAUUACUGUUAAUACUACCAGCAGUUUGCCAAAUCUGAGUAUGUCAGAGGGACCUGUUUCUAUAGUGAGUCUCAAUUACAUCAAAGGAUGACUUACAGUAACUCCCCAAGACGUACGAGUGCUCUCCUCAAGCUGGGUGUUAUUUUCCAGCCUUAGCCAGUCUGGCCCCAGCAGAGUACCAUGUGUGUAUGAAUGCUGUGCUGUUCUGGAGUAUGCCUGCUCCCUAAACCCUGCCUGGAACCCUGAUCAAUUUGCUCUGACCCAUGUCUUAGGUGCAACAAGGAUCCCAGACCCCUCCAGAGCUCUUGGAUUACUUCUUAAAGCCAUGAGGCUUUAUGUGAGGGGACCAAGUGCAGACACACCAUUGUUCCUUUCAUCUUUCCUCUUGCCCUGCCACCUAGUUCCAAAUGGAACCAACAAGUUGAGUGCAUCCCUCUUGGGUGUUUUGUGUUGAGACUGGCUGAAAGGAGGAGACUGGUUGACCAUGUGUGAUGUGUCAACAGACUCAAGGACACAACCACCUCGACCUGGUCACGUGGCAUGUCUGUGUAUGUGUGUAACAGGAUUCUGAUUGUUAGACUGUAAUGUUAUUCCUCUAUGGGAAAAAAAAUUAAUAUAAAGAAAAACAAAUAAAAAUCUAUUUAAAGCACAUUAUGCUUUCUGCCUGAGU
Messenger RNA from Manis javanica (Malayan pangolin), 4072 nucleotides. It is a transcript of the gene TP53INP2, whose product is annotated as tumor protein p53 inducible nuclear protein 2. Gene Ontology annotation, biological process: autophagosome assembly; positive regulation of DNA-templated transcription. Gene Ontology annotation, cellular component: autophagosome; nucleus. The record is from RefSeq and is a predicted model, not a curated record. NCBI's taxonomy places the organism in Eukaryota, Metazoa, Chordata, Mammalia, Pholidota, Manidae.